This is a messenger RNA of Miniopterus natalensis, 2218 nucleotides long. NCBI's taxonomy places the organism in Eukaryota, Metazoa, Chordata, Mammalia, Chiroptera, Miniopteridae. The record is from RefSeq and is a predicted model, not a curated record.
AUGGGUGAGAUCCACCUGGGUCCAACUUCUACUGAGGACACUCCAUCUCUUGCAGGCUACUAUGUGGGCAUGUGCUUUGCAGCCUCAGAAAAGCGGCUCUACUCCCCAAGCCAGGCCCCGGAGGCCUGGCGGCUCUUCCUCCUCCUAGCGGUGACCCUGCCCACCAUCGCCUGCACCCUGAUCUACUACUGGUCCUGGGACCAGUGGGCCCGCCACCCGCUGGCCCGCACCCUGGCCCUCUAUUCCCUCCCACAGUCUGGCUGGCAGGCGGUUGCUUCUUCUGUCAACACCGAGUUCCGACGGAUUGACAAGUUUGCCACAGGGGCACCAGGUGCCCGAGUGAUCGUGACAGACACGUGGGUGAUGAAGGUGACCACGUACCAUGUGCAUGUGGCCCAGCAGCAAGAUGUACACCUGACCGUGACCGAGUCUCAGCAGCACGAGCUCUCGCCAGACUCGAACCUGCCUGUGCAACUCCUCACCAUCCGUGUGGCCAGUACCAGCCCUGGGGUGCAGGCCUUUGACAUCCGGUUGAACUCCACGGAGUAUGGCGAGCUGUGUGAGAAGCUCCGGGCGCCCAUCCGUAGCGCGGCCAACGUGGUCAUCCGCCAGAGCCUGGGCGACCUAUUCCUGGAGACGUUUGCCUCCCUGGUGGAGGUCAACCCAGCAUACUCGGUCCCUAGCAGCCAGGAGCUGGAGGCGUGUAUCGGCUGCAUGCAGACACGUGCCAAUGUGAAGUUGGUGAAGACUUGCCAGGAGGCAGCUGAGGGCGAGUGCCAGCAGUGUUACUGUCGCCCCAUGUGGUGUCUCACCUGCAUGGGCAAGUGGUUUGCCAGCCGCCAGGACCCGCAGCGCCCUGACACCUGGCUGGCUAGCCGAGUGCCUUGCCCCACCUGCCGUGCGCGUUUCUGUAUCCUGGACGUUUGCUCCGUGCGCUGAGUUGGUCGGGCCAGGGCAAGGGAGUGGCCAUGGGGGUCCUGCCAGCCCUGCAAAGCCCCCCCACUGCUGCCUCGGGGAGCAGCCAGGCUCCAGGCCCAGGGCUCCUUACCCAGCUGCAGAAGGAUGAAGGCUUUUGUUUAGAGAGGAAGUUCUCUGCUGAAGUUCUGGCAGUGGCAGUGAGAUGGGCCUUCAGGGCCCUGUCUCCAUUUCCCACUCCUCUGGGUACGGGUGGGUACAGGUCACCGAACAUGGCUUGGGUCCAUCUCCAGAGUACUCUGGGACCCCUGAGCUGUCUUUGGGAGACCCUGGGGUCUACCCGCCAUGGCCCUAACCUGGGCCACUUGCCUUAAUUUUAUGGAGCACAUCUGCCCCUUGGUUAGCCGCCAGACCCAGAUUCUCCCAAGACCAGCUGUGGUCGGUCCUCCUGCUUCUGUCCCCAAGCCAGCUGCUGGCCCCAUAGAGCCUGAUGGUGGAGGAUAGACCUAGGGUGCAACUCCAGGAUGAGAGCACUACCUGGGGCUUUCUGGUGGCUGCUCCUGGAUGAGGUGGCCCCUACUUGCUCCCUGCCCACAGAGACCCUGGGCUUCCCAUCAGGAGCUUGGUAAGGGACUGGCUGCUCUGUCACCUGCCCCUUAGCCAUGUGCUUCUGGGACUACUCAUCCCCUGGAGGGUCAUUACCUAUGUGCCUUCUGCUGCCCCCAAGAGUCCAGGGAAGAGCCAAGCUUUCAGAUUCCUGGCUGAGGAGGCAUUGAGCUGAAGACCAAGUGCCACAGUGGCAAACUACAUCUCCACAAGCUUGUCAGGCUGCAGCACAGGACUGGCCACAGCCCCACAGGGCCCACCUGGUUCAGAAGGGGACAUGCCCAGUGGUCAAGGCACCAAUUCCUGGUGGGGAGCGGGGAGGGCAGUGCCAGGGCCCAACUCCGACAGUCACGGCUACUGGAGCCCUCACACUCGUCCCUAAGCCCCCCCUAAAACUGGCCAUCUUAAGUAGGGGUGAUGGACCCAGCUGGUCGAACUCACCCAAGGCUACGCCAAACCCCAGGGAUUAGGGAGCAGAGGAUUUGUGGGCCCUUGGGGUGCUCAGAAGAUGAAGGCAUUAGAUGGAGGGGGCAGCCACGAGCUACUCCCAGCCUCGGCCUGGAGUUUCAGAUGCUGCCUCGGGAGGGCAGGUAUGGGGUUUUUACUACAAAAGAAUGUUACUUAGUUUUAUAAGGAUAAGUCUAUUGUAGCUAAGCAAUAUAGUGUUAAAUAAAAUGUUAGCCUGACGUUAAAUAUA